AUGCUGGCUGCUCAGGCCAAGUUAGUGUACCACCUGAACAAAUAUUAUAACGAGAAAUGUCUGUCUCGGAAGGCGGCGAUCUCCAAGACAGUCAGGGAGGUGUGCAAGGUGGUGUCAGACGUCCUGAAGGAGGUGGAGGUGCAGGAGCCUCGCUUCAUCAGCUCUCUGAACGAAAUGGAAAACCGCUACGAAGGGCUGGAGGUCAUUUCACCAAACGAAUUCGAGGUGGUUCUCUAUUUAAAUCAGAUGGGGGUUUUCAACUUCGUGGACGACGGUUCUCUCCCCGGCUGCGCUGUGCUGAAACUCAGCGACGGUCGCAAGAGAAGCAUGUCGCUCUGGGUGGAGUUCAUAACCGCUUCUGGUUACCUUUCAGCUCGAAAGAUCCGGUCUAGGUUUCAGACACUGGUGGCGCAGGCGGUGGAUAAGUGCAGCUACAGAGAUGUCGUAAAGAUGGUCGCAGACACCAGCGAGGUGAAAUUACGCAUCAGAGACAGAUACGUGGUUCAAAUCACCCCAGCUUUCAAGUGCACGGGGAUAUGGCCACGGAGCGCGGCACACUGGCCCCUGCCCCACAUCCCCUGGCCGGGACCCAACAGAGUGGCAGAGGUCAAGGCAGAGGGUUUUAACCUUUUAUCCAAGGAAUGCUAUUCGUUGAACGGGAAGCAGAGCUCGGCAGAGAGCGACGCCUGGGUCUUACAGUUUGCUGAGGCCGAGAAUCGGCUGAUCUUGGGUGGGUGCAGGAAGAAAUGUCUGUCCGUUUUGAAGACACUGCGAGACCGUCACCUCGAACUGCCGGGACAGCCCCUCAACAACUACCACAUGAAAACGUUGGUCUCGUACGAAUGCGAAAAACAUCCACGGGAGUCUGACUGGGAUGAGAACUGCUUAGGUGACCGCCUGAAUGGAAUACUGCUACAGCUUAUUUCGUGUUUGCAGUGCAGAAGAUGUCCACAUUAUUUUUUGCCUAAUUUAGAUCUGUUCCAGGGUAAACCCAAUUCAGCCCUUGAGAACGCUGCCAAACAGACUUGGCGAUUGGCAAGAGAAAUUCUUACCAACCCCAAAAGCUUGGAAAAGCUCUGA
Messenger RNA from Megalops cyprinoides (Indo-Pacific tarpon), 1080 nucleotides. Its product is annotated as putative nucleotidyltransferase MAB21L1. Bases 1 to 1080 code for a protein of 359 amino acids. The transcript has a single exon. Lineage: Eukaryota; Metazoa; Chordata; Actinopteri; Elopiformes; Megalopidae. The record is from RefSeq and is a predicted model, not a curated record.